CUGGCAGACCGCUCAGUGGAACCCUGCGAAACACACAGCUUACGUUUUAGCCAGAUACAGAAGGACAUAAUGGCUCUGACCAACCCCAUGAACCCUGUGAACCCCAUGCCCAUGGGCCCAUGGAAGAUCACCGUGUACGACCAGGAGUACUUCCAGGGAAAGCGUAUGGAGUUCACCGCCUGCUGCCAGAACAUCAUGGAGUGUGGCAUGGAGAACAUCCGCUCCCUUAAGGUCGAGUGUGGAGCCUGGGUGGGUUAUGAGCACUCCAGUUUCUUUGGCCAGCAGUUUGUCCUGGAGAAGGGAGACUACCCCCGUUUCGAGGCCUACAGCGGCAGCAACUCCUACCGCAUUGAGAGGAUGAUCUCCUUCAGACCCAUCUGCUCCGCUAGCCACAAGGAGUCCCGUAUGACCAUCUAUGAGAAGGAGAACAUGAUUGGUCGCCAGUUUGAGAUGUGUGAUGACUACCCCUCCCUGCAGGCCAUGGGCUGGUUCAACAACGAGGUUGGAUCCAUGCACAUCCAGAGCGGAGCCUUCGUGUGCUACCAGUUCCCCGGCUACCGUGGCCACCAGUACAUCAUGGAGUGCGACUGCCACGGAGGAGAGUACAAGUGUUACCGUGAGUUUGGCUCCCACGCUCAGACCCCUCAGAUCCAGUCCAUCAGGAGGAUUCAGCACUGAGCAGGAAACACCUUCUUCAUCCCUCCUCCUCUACUCCUCCUCUCCCCCCCCCCUCUUCUUCUACUUCCUACUCCUCCUCCCUCUCUUCUCCCCCCUCUCCUCCUCCUGCUCCGCCUCCUCUCCCUUGCCCAUCCCAAUUCCGCUGGUCCAGCUAGUCCAGGCAGGAUCACGGGCCGGGCCUCAGGUGCUUACCGGCGACGUCACAUGUUCACAACACAUGUUUUUUUUAAAGCAUCAUGAAAGGAAGAACGAAUUGAAGGGAGGAAAGACAGAUAGAGGGAAUGACACAGCUGAGAGAAAGAGUAAUGAAUCCUCGACUCCUCCGCAGAACGGUGACAACACCUCUGAACUUUUUGCUCCUCUUCGUCCACGACAUCGUCAUUAUCAUCGGCAUCUUCUUCUUCUUCAUCACCAUCCUCAUCAUCACUAUUGCCUGUCACUGUGGUUGGAUGGUAAACAUUGACUGAUGAAUAAAGAGAAUGGGCUAAAGAAAGAGAGAAUAACAA
Molecule: messenger RNA, 1184 nt
Organism: Coregonus clupeaformis (lake whitefish)
Lineage: Eukaryota; Metazoa; Chordata; Actinopteri; Salmoniformes; Salmonidae
Product: beta-crystallin A1-like
Exons: 5
Coding region: 70-678 (202 amino acids)
Biological process (GO): lens development in camera-type eye; visual perception
Molecular function (GO): structural constituent of eye lens
Source: RefSeq, a predicted model, not a curated record